Messenger RNA from Archocentrus centrarchus (flier cichlid), 3191 nucleotides. Its product is annotated as bone morphogenetic protein 3-like. Gene Ontology annotation, cellular component: extracellular region. The transcript is spliced from 3 exons. Lineage: Eukaryota; Metazoa; Chordata; Actinopteri; Cichliformes; Cichlidae. Gene Ontology annotation, molecular function: growth factor activity; cytokine activity. Bases 336 to 1721 code for a protein of 461 amino acids. The record is from RefSeq and is a predicted model, not a curated record.
GCACAACAUGCUUUACCUUCAAUGAAAGCUGAGACUGAGGUACGGUUUAUGCUGGACCUGAAAUCAGCGCAGUUCUCCGUCUGCGUUCUUACACCUGAUCCUGUUUUCAUUUACUGAUUCAAUCACAUUUAGACCUGCAACUUAUAAAAAUACAGACACCUUGGAUAACGUAUCUUCCCCUCUUGCUGUAACUGGUGUCAGGGUGAUGGUAUCAUUUUCUUGCAGAGGACUCAGGUGAUGGUAUGUGUUUUUGGAGAUAGGGACCGCUUUAGGAAACGCGUUAUUUUUUCCACAGCUGUUAUUUUUUCGUUUGCUACGUUUCUUUUGCCUCAAGCAUGGCACUCUACUCUCGAUUUGUGAUCGUGCUGCUUUACGGAUGGAGUUAUUUGUGCGUUGGAUUCUGCGCUAUGCUGAAAACGGACAAUAUCCCCGAGAGACGAAAGGUGGAUUUUACGCAUUCAGUGGAUAAAAAGUACACUACAAAGGAAGACCGGGACACGCUUUUACAGGAUACAAUGACGGAGCACAUGCAGAUGCUUUACGCGAAGUACAACAGUGCUGGAUUUCCCUUCAAGGACGGCAACACUGUUCGUAGUUUCAAAGCGCACUGGGGUACUAUAAACAAGAAACAGCUGCAGAUUUUCAACCUCACCUCCCUCACCAAGUCAGAAGACAUCCUGUCGGCUACUCUUCAUUAUUACAUUGGAGACCUUCAGAACAGCACCCAAGGCUGCUCCAAAAGCUGCGCUCGCCACGGUCCCAGGAGGCACAGCCACAUCCACAUGGUCAUCUGGAGUUUUGCCUCUGUGGAUAAUAAGAUGAGGACUUUAGGACAUUUUCGGAUCAAUGUGUCCACCCUCUACAGGGACUUCAUAUCUUGGCAGUGGAAGGACAUAACUCGUGUGGUCAACCAGGCCAAACACCACGAUGAGCUGCUUAUUGGCAUCGAUGUGGCUUCACAAGGCUCCCAGCCAUGGAAGAAGCUCCUGUCAGACCGCUCACCCUACAUCCUGGUCUAUGCCAAUGAUUCUGCCAUUUCAGAGCCUGAAAGUGUGGUAGCCACUCUCCAGAGGCACCACUCAGUGAGAGGUGAGGGCUCCAUUUCACACGGGUUCCACAAACUGGGAUUGCAAGAGCAAAAUGACACCAAAGGACAGUCACAGCCCAGACAUAAGCGCUCAGUGAAUGUUCUCCUACCACUGCAAAAUAAUGAACUUCCCGGUCCUGAGUAUCCAUAUGAGACGACUGGCUGGGAUGAGACGAGUCCAUAUGAACCGUUUGAAAACAAACAGGCACGUCGGCCGCGCAAAAAGACACGCAAGAAUCAGCGGCACAAGAUGCCCUUGCUCCAGUUUGAUGAGCAGACAAUUAAAAAGGCGCGAAAGAAGCAGUGGAACGAGCCCAGGAACUGUGCUCGGAGAUACCUGAAAGUUGACUUUGCUGACAUUGGAUGGAGCGAAUGGAUUAUAUCACCCAAGUCGUUUGAUGCCUACUAUUGCUCAGGGUCCUGCCAGUUCCCCAUGCCAAAGGCUCUGAAGCCAUCUAACCACGCCACCAUCCAGAGCAUAGUGCGGGCAGUGGGCGUCGUCCCAGGCAUCCCUGAGCCGUGCUGUGUCCCCGAGAAGAUGUCUUCCCUCAGCAUCCUCUUCUUUGAUGAGGACAAGAACGUGGUGCUGAAGGUCUACCCCAACAUGACGGUGGAUUCCUGCGCCUGUAGAUAGUUUCUUUUUCUUCCCAGGCCUCAUUGCAUACACCUCAUGUCACAAAGAGAAGUUCAAAAAAUAAGAUACAACCAAAAAGAUGCUCCUGCAGUCAUACACUCACUCACAUACAAACAUCAACUGAACGCAACUUCCCUUUUGCACUGGAGGAGAGCAGCAGGCGCUCCAGGUGACGAUGAGACUGUUGCUGGGAAGAAAUGGAUCAUGUGAGUUAUCCUAGUAAAAGAUGUAUUUUAAUGUAUUUAUCAUUGCUGCUCAGUUAUUAGUUGGGCGAUGGCAGGGUGGACGCAAUCACAAACCCACUAUCAAGACAUACAAACAGCAGCUGAGACCGAAAAGAGACAAAAACUGAAGGAAAAUAUUCAUUUUUCAGAAAAACAAAAUCUGCCUAUGAGGGAGGGUGUCGGUCUCGUCUUUCUCUCCUUCAUAGUUUGAAGUUGUCACCACCAGGUCACCUCUGCUCUCACAUGCAUGGUUUUUGUUACUAUGUGUAAGUAUUUAUGUCUGUACUAUCACUGUGUUAUUCACCAUACGAGAAGUUAUUGUAUCAUUUUUUGGCUUGGCUGCUAUAAAGGGUUAUAUUAGAUUCCAAAGCCAGAAUUAUGACGUAGACUUUAGGUUGCCUUACAUGUUUAUGUUUAACUGUUGUUUUUUAGAGUUUAUUAUAGGUGGAAGAGUAAGCUACAUUUUUGUUGAGACAUGUUCAGCUUCAAAAAAAUUAAAAAAGCUUUAUGAGUAAACCUCAUAUGUGAGGCCAAAAGUGCAAAAAUCAGUGAUCAAUGAUCAAUCAGCUGACGGAUGUUUCUGAUAUACUCUUCUGGAAACUGUGGUGUGAGGUCUUGGAGGUGGAGACAGCCAUUCUCUGGAUAAAACAUUUCAGGUGGCGCUUGCUGAACAAGGUAUCUGGCUGCCGUUAAAACCCGGCAGAAGAUGCACAUUUGUAUGCAUCUUCUGCCGGGACCCUUUCUUCUCCUCACCAGUGUUACUGAGGACCAGAAACAGGUGGGGCUCAGCUGGAAGCAUUCGGGGUGAAGACUCGGUGAGGAGCUACAGGACGGCUCGCAGCUCUGAGCACCGAUUGGUGGAUGGUUUGAAAUAAAUGAACCAGCAGCAACUAUCAGGUCAAAACGGUGCAGUAAACUGCCGGCAGCAAAACCAAAGUCACGGUUGUAUGAUUCAGUUAAAUACUCUCCUCCCAAAAUGUUGCACCAUAAAGGAAAACUCCUACAAAUAUGUGCACACUAAGGCCAGCUGUAUAAACAACAGUGUCAUCUGAACAUCCACAUGGUAGUUUUCUUUUCUUUCCGAAACAGGGCUUCCAGUUGGUGCAGAGCAGUAGUAAAUCUUUCCUUAAUUUAGAGAGAUAAGGGAUGAAGUAUUGAAGGAAAAUAAAGGCAUGAAACAAAGUGUUAACUCCUACUUCAUGCUUACAGGUCUCCCGUGCUCCUAAUUUAUGCUCAGAGAAAUAAU